Molecule: messenger RNA, 1239 nt
Organism: Symbiodinium necroappetens
Lineage: Eukaryota; Dinophyceae; Suessiales; Symbiodiniaceae
Source: the annotation of a GenBank genome assembly
GAGCCGGUGCUGGACUCCCAGGUGCUCCUGCUUUACGAGGAUGACACAGGUGAGGACUCCCAGAUUCCAUCAACACUUGAUGAAGGGGAAGCUGUGUUGUAUCGUCCCGGGUGGAAGAACCUUAUGAUCUCAAUGCAAGAGAAGCCAGACAAGCAGCCACCCGAGAUCCAGUGCACCAGCACUUUGCAUCAUGUGUUGAAGAAGGAUGACACAGAGGUUGCCGGUGCAGCUCUGGCCAAGGCGAAGGCUGGUGCAAGCAAGGCCAAGGCUAAGCCGGUAAAGAAGGAGGUGCUCAAGAAGCCGUCUGCCGCCGAGUCCGCGACAUCGGCAGCAGCUGGCCCCAUCAAUCAGACGAUAGAUGAUCUGCGAAAUGGCGAUCCUGCCCUCUGCGAAAAGAGAGACAAAGGCAAAGGAGUCCGAUUCUCGAAGGAUCGAGACUCCCUCCCUCCCCACGUCCUGCACCUCAUAGACAAGGAGUCCCGGGGAAACCGUGCUUUCAAGAGCAUCGUGAUAAACAAGCUCUACCAGAGGCAACCGGACGGGUCUUUGCGACUGUGUCUCUCAGACCCGAUUUUCAGCGAAGCACAGCAGUUGUACACGAACAGCUACAGCAAGACCAAGCAACACUCGCUUCCCGAGACGGUGAUGCUGGCCAGCCACUUCGGAGGCAACGAGCGAUUGUUCCAGGAGGCUGCGAGGAAGGGAGAGAUUUUCUCCCAGAAGGGCCCCGACAAUAUCAUGUAUUGGUCCUUCAAGUCCUGGGAGAUUGGCUGCAAGGAUGGGAAAAUGGUGAGCCAGAAGCUCGAUCAGCAGAAGAAGGUCUCCAAGGACCAGGCCGAGGAGCUCUUGGAGGCUUUUGGUUCCGUGAACUGGAAGUUUACUCCUAAGCAGUUUGAGAAGGGCAUGAUUGAGGAUCACGGCGAGAUUUCGGCCUCCUCCCUGAAUCUCUUGAAGCAGGCAAUCCAAAGCGAGGAGAAGCUUUGCAAGGAGACAAACAGUCUCUUGAAGAGCACGGGCCUCGACAGCGACUUUAUCAAAAGCCUCAAGGUUUUCUACACGAAGGCCACAGCCCACAUUGCCAGUUUGAACCAGCUGAAGGAGCUGAACAUGAUGCCGGAUGCCACGACCCCGACGGAGGAAUCCGUGAAGCAGCUGUUCUUGGAUAUCGCAGAGCACACAAGCAAGUUCAAUGAUUCUGUGGAGAUUGGCAAAGCCAAGCUCAAGGCCCAGAAAAACUGA